AUACUUCUAACCUCACAAGUAAGGCGAUUGUUGGGUAACUACGCUGCUGAAAUGUUAAUUUUCAAUUUCCGACAAAUUGUGACUCGUGCGAGGUGGCUACUUCCUUCGACCGUGUACCGCGAUGGGAAACUGCUACAUACACGCUGCUAUGGUAGCCAGGCAAAGAUCAACAAAGACACAAUCGACCUGUACCGGCAGCAGUAUAUUCGUGACUCAUGGACGAACCUAACGCCAAAAGUUUUGUCCCAUCUGGACCGAAACCUCCAUCUGCAGCGAAACCAUCCUCUAUCGAUUGUGCGGGAAAAGAUCGUGAAAUACUUUUACGGUGCUUACUUAAGUCCACGGGGAAACCCAUUAUUUAGUGUGUACGACAACCUAAGUCCGGUGGUGUGUGUCGAGCAAAACUUUGACCAGUUGCUGAUUCCGCAGGACCAUCCGAGCCGGGCCAAGAGUGACUGUUACUAUGUGAAUAAAGAUUAUCUGCUGCGUGCGCAUACCACCGCACAUCAGGUCGAGCUGAUCCAGGCCGGGUUGGACAAUUUUCUUGUCGUCGGUGAUGUGUACCGUCGUGAUGAGAUCGACGCAACGCACUACCCGGUAUUUCACCAGCUAGAUGCCGUCCGUAUCGUGCACCAGGACAAGCUGUUUGAACGCAACCCAGAGUUAAAAGUUCACGAAACGCACUACAAAACACAUCUGUCAAACGGAAACCCGACGACAGGCACUGGUAGCCCUUUGGCGGACUGCAUCGACCAGCACAAACAGCCAUGCCAUACGCUCGAAGCGGUGAAGCUUUGCGAGCAUGAGAUGAAAAAGGUUUUGGUGGGGCUCGUCCAGAAGCUGUUCGGCGAGAGCAUCAAGUACCGCUGGGUGGACGCAUACUUUCCCUUUACGCAGCCUUCAUGGGAGUUGGAAAUAUUUUUCAACGGUAACUGGCUUGAGAUACUCGGUUGUGGCAUUACGCGGAAUGAAAUUCUCGAUCGUGCUGGAGUGCAGAACUCGAUUGCGUUUGCGUUCGGAGUAGGGUUGGAGCGUUUGGCGAUGAUUCUGUUCGACAUACCGGACAUACGACUGUUUUGGAGCAAGGAUAGUGGCUUCCUGAAUCAGUUUCGGGACGAUCGAAUCGUGAAGUAUAAGCCGAUCUCGUCCUACCCGCAGUGCAGCAACGAUUUAUCGUUUUGGUUACCGGAAGGUAUGUCUGCUGAACAAUUUGCUCUAAACGAUUUCUACGACAUAGUGCGAAGCGUCGGUGGUGACAUUGUUGAACAGGUCACGUUAAUAGAUCGCUUUACUCAUCCAAAAACGGGCAAGAGCAGUCUAUGCUUUCGCAUCGUCUAUCGUCACAUGGAGCGAACAUUGACACAGGCGGAGGUGAACGUAGUGCAUGCCAAGAUUGGCUCAGAACUGGUUGAAACUUACCAUGUUAGCAUACGAUAA
Anopheles marshallii is the source of this 1437-nucleotide messenger RNA. It is a transcript of the gene PheRS-m, whose product is annotated as probable phenylalanine--tRNA ligase, mitochondrial. Gene Ontology annotation, molecular function: phenylalanine-tRNA ligase activity; ATP binding; tRNA binding. The record is from RefSeq and is a predicted model, not a curated record. Bases 52 to 1437 code for a protein of 461 amino acids. Lineage: Eukaryota; Metazoa; Arthropoda; Insecta; Diptera; Culicidae. The transcript is spliced from 2 exons. Gene Ontology annotation, biological process: phenylalanyl-tRNA aminoacylation. Gene Ontology annotation, cellular component: cytoplasm; mitochondrion.